AUGGCCAACAUUCUGCUGGCCUUCGAGUUCUAUAUGACGCCCUGCCUCUACGAAGCUCUGGUAGCCUCGCGUGACGAGGCGAUGUACCAGCAAAUGGCUUCGCAGGUGCGUUCCCGGCCCAACUGUCGACGGGUUGUCACUGUGGUGGGCGCCGCGCACGCCAAUGGCAUCUUGAAGCGUGCUCGGACUCGUGGCCUGUGA
Molecule: messenger RNA, 201 nt
Organism: Symbiodinium natans
Lineage: Eukaryota; Dinophyceae; Suessiales; Symbiodiniaceae
Source: the annotation of a GenBank genome assembly